GUACAUUCAGAGAUAUAGAACGUCUUGAGAGACUCUAACGAUGAGGAAACUUCUUGUGAAUAUUCUUGUUUUUUGGGUUGGCAUGUGUUUAAGUCAGGACGAUAAAGAAACAAAAAGAUAUGAAGGAACAACCGAACCUUACAAAGUAAUGCUCAAACCAAAUCCAUUGGAACUGUUUGAGCCCUUCGAGCGUAUAAAUUUUGAGGAUUCCAAAAUCGUCUUAAAAACUGACGCUACUGUAAAAAUCUGUCACCACCCCAACUUUAAGUGCAUGUCUAAAUUAAAUAAUCCGGCUCCAGUGUGUGCUUACGCCAAACGUCAUGGGUUGUUCAAUUAUGAAGAUAUUUGCAAAAUACAUAUACAAAACUGCUUGGCUCAGCCAUUAAAUACUGGUUAUGUAUAUGGAGUUCCAACUGAACAUGAUAUAAUAUUCUACAAUGGCAAAGAGAAAGACUGUCACUAUUACUUCAAGCAAGCAAAGAAUAGUAAGGAUGCUAUCAGGUUGUACUACGAAGUUGCCCACGAAACUGUCAAUAAUGACCUGUAGGAUUUAAAACGAUUGAUUUAUCAAUUCUUGUUCAUUUAUUUAAAAAUUAUCAUCAAUUCUUGAAGAAUGCGUUUUGUUUAUUUGUAUUUUUGAAAAUCCUGAUAAAUAGGUUCUAAAAAGGUGUUUAAUAA
Molecule: messenger RNA, 678 nt
Organism: Helicoverpa armigera (cotton bollworm)
Lineage: Eukaryota; Metazoa; Arthropoda; Insecta; Lepidoptera; Noctuidae
Exons: 4
Coding region: 41-547 (168 amino acids)
Source: RefSeq, a predicted model, not a curated record